ACUUCCACACACACACUCCCGGCUUCGAAGGAAGCUGCAGAAAGGGAGGAGAGAAAGAUGGCAACUGAACUGGAAAAAAAAAUCCAAACAGAAUUGGGAAACCCGAACAAACCAACCCAUGGGAUCCCGAGCCAAAGUUGUUACGCGAACUCCAUCCGGAUUCAAACCCUUCUCUGCUAGUCCCGUGGAUCGCCUUUAGCAUUCGUUCUUUCCUUGGCCGGGGGGAUUUGGUUGCAGCCAGCGAGCAAGCGAGCGAGCGUGCCGGCAGCCGCGGCGCAGGAGGGACCCAUGGCAUCCUACCAGUUCCUCCAUGGCCAAGGAAAGCAUGGCGCUUUAGGGGCCCCCCUUGCUUGCUCCCGUCCAUGUCCAUGUCAUCCCGGCCCUGUCGACGAAAGACGAUCGCCUCCUCCCUUUGAUCAUCUACUAGUAGUAUAUAAGCGCGCGUGUUGGUGGUGCCUGGGAAAGGGAGGCCAUCGCUGGUCGCCUCGUUUGACAAGGUGGUCUUGGAGAGAGAAAGAGAGAGAGAGAGGUGGCCUGGUUGGACUUCUAGAGAGAGGUAGAAGAGAGAGAGAGAGAGGUGGCUGAAUUGUAUGAUGAGUGACUGGGAAAGGGAGGCCACGUCUGGGAGCUCGGAGUAAAUGGUGAGAGGGACGCCGGGAGGAAGGUGGUAGUUCGGAGACGGCGCCGCGGCGGCCCUGCCUUCCAGUCUUUGCUGCGAGAGCGGCAGCGGGUGGCGGAGCGGAGGAGCGCUGCUUCUGCUUGCAUGGUGGGAGCAGGGGAGGAGGCCGCGCCAGGUUCAGCUUGCUAGCAUGGAACCGAGGAGGUUGGAGCAGUUAGUGUUCCUGCUCUGCUGCUUCGCGGCAAUCACAUGCAGGUUACACGCACUGGCUCAGGCCCAAACCACUCUGCAACACCCCACUGGAGCAGCGGGUAGGAUUUUGUCGGAGGCUGCGAACAGAUCGGAGAGCGCUCUAUCGGUAAGAACAAGAAGAAUUGAUCCUCUUGAUGGUCUGAGGAAGUAUGAGGGAGGGUACAAUAUCACUGACAAGCAUUACUGGAGUUCGACCAUAUUUACAGGUAGAUCUGGAUACAUGAUUGCAGCAUUGUGGGUUAUUUGUGGUGUCAUUUUUCUGGGAACUAUAUUAGUCUCCAAGAUUUUCUGCACAAAAAGGAAAGAAAGAUACACUGACUUCGACUAUUUCCUAGAGAGAUACCAAAUUUUGACUGUCAUACUCUGUAUCAUCCUCGCAGUUUUUGUCAUAGUUGCAUCAGCUGUCGCCCUUCGCGGCACGGUAGAAUUCCACUCAAGAGCAGAAUCUGUGAAAGAGAUCAUUGGGACGACUGCACUUGAGGCUACAGCAACCAUUUACAACAUAACAGGAGCUAUUGAGAUGAUGCAGAACACAUCAAAGCUGUACAACUACACCAGUCAAGCAUGGGAUCAUCUGAACUCCACGGUAGAUGUGCUCAACUCCGAAGCAAUGGAGAUUCAGGCGAAGGCGGAGAAGAACAUGCGCCUGGUCACUAGAGGGAUCAACACAUUGGAACUUGUAACCAUUUUAACCGUGGUGCUGAAUCUUGUAGCAGUUCUAGUGUUGUUGGUAGGGAGCCCUCUAAAACUGCAAAAACUGUGCUACUUGUGCACGGCCUUCUGCUGGAUACUGACAACCCUCUUCUGGGUGUACUUCGGCCUGUACUACUUCUUCGACAAGUUCGCCGCCGACACGUGUAUGGCCCUGGACGAGUACCAGCUGAACCCUCAGAACAGCACGCUGGGCACCAUCAUUCCCUGCAGCGAGAAGCUCUCCGGCAGCAUAAUUCUGCACGACGUCGGUGCAGGGAUCCAUGACAUCAUAGAUCAGGUGAAUUCAAACAUUUACACAAUUAAAUCAGAGUAUCCGGUGAAGCAGCUGGACUACAUCUGCAACCCGUUUGCUGGGCCACCUGACUACCGGUACCGGCCACAGAACUGCCCGUCCGGCGCCAUCACCAUCGGCGACAUCCCUCAGAUCCUGAAGAGGCUGACGUGCUCGGACUUCGGCGGCGCCGCCAACUGCCGGCCGGCCGACCUGUCGUCGGCGAUCGACUACGACAAGGUGCAGACCUACACGAGCUCCAUCCAGAACGUGCUGGACAUCUUCCCGGGCACGGAGCGGCUGGUAAGCUGCGAGCUGGUGAAGGCCGGCUUCGCGGACGUCGUGGGCAACCAGUGCGCCCCGCUGCGGCGCGGCGCGCGCACGGCGUGGGCCGCGCUCGCCGCGCUGUCCGCGGCCAUGGCGCUGCUGCUGCUCGUGCUCGUGGUCGCCGCGGCCGGCGGCGCGCGCCGCCACCCCGGCGACGACCGCCUGUCGGUGCGGCACCUCACGUCGGCGACCAACUCGGAGAUCUCGGAGGCGGAGUUCGCCGAGAUGCACGCCAAGAAAGUGCGGAUCCGGGGCGGGCCGUGAGCCGCGCGAAAAGCUGACAUCGGAAUUCUUUUUUGCUGUGUUCUUUUGAUCUUUGCCAAUUGCGGAGGAGAAAAGAGACGAGGAUGUAUACUGCCGGCGGUCGAGACUGAUCCAGGAGAGAUCGUCCACCGCCGGCGCGCCAUUGCUGCGAAAAUGUUUGGUUCUAUGUUCCGUGGGAUCGGAUGGUCUGGAGAAUCCACCCAUUGUGUGUUUGCUGGGAUUUUUUUUU
Messenger RNA from Panicum virgatum (switchgrass), 2676 nucleotides. RefSeq lists its product as uncharacterized. The transcript is spliced from 9 exons. Gene Ontology annotation, cellular component: membrane. The coding region runs from base 810 to 2447 and encodes 545 amino acids. Lineage: Eukaryota; Viridiplantae; Streptophyta; Magnoliopsida; Poales; Poaceae. The record is from RefSeq and is a predicted model, not a curated record.